This is a messenger RNA of Chlamydomonas reinhardtii, 3180 nucleotides long. RefSeq lists its product as uncharacterized. Gene Ontology annotation, biological process: transmembrane transport; monoatomic cation transport. The transcript is spliced from 11 exons. The coding region runs from base 641 to 2347 and encodes 568 amino acids. Gene Ontology annotation, cellular component: membrane. Gene Ontology annotation, molecular function: monoatomic cation transmembrane transporter activity. NCBI's taxonomy places the organism in Eukaryota, Viridiplantae, Chlorophyta, Chlorophyceae, Chlamydomonadales, Chlamydomonadaceae. The record is from RefSeq and is a predicted model, not a curated record.
GUUCGAAUAACAAUAACAUUAGUCAGUUACGCAAACUACGAAGCUGACUUUGUAGCCCUUCAUUUGCGACGGUCGCCGGCGCCCAUGCAGCGCUUGCCGAGCGCUUGCAUGUUGUCGCUAGCACUGACGCGGAUUCGAAAACUUGGCCUAUGUGAUACGGUCUAUCCGAUGCAGUGCUGCCCACGCCGCGAGAUGCAGCCAGUUAUUUGCGGAGGUCGACGGCGCCCAUGCAUCGCUUGCCGAGCGCUUGCAGUUCGUCGCUAGCGGUGUCGCAUGGCGGCCAACGUGGCCUAAGUGACACGGUGUAUCCCAUGAAGUUCUGCCCGCGCCACAAGACGCGCUGUGCAAAAAACUACCGACGCACGACCCAGGGUCGUUUUCCAUGUCGAAAUCGUCCAUAAACCUUUGGCAGCAUAAUAACCAGGGUUCGUGCCAGCCCAUGCGACCAGCUCACCAGCCCUAGCCCCACUCGCCCAUCUAACCGGAUAAGUCAUGUGAAGGGCUAUGUAGCGUGCUAUCUAAUCUGGGGCCAAGAUUGCAUAUUUGAAGCCUGACUGGCCCCGCCAACAAUCGCCGCUGAAGCGUACUUUCACAGCACGCUGUCUGACCUCAGCCGUCACGGCUUGUUGAUUAUCCUAAUAUGGCGCAAUUAGCUCGUGAAGUCAUUUUAGGGUCCACCUCGGAGCUCACCGACAAUCAAGCAUUCACAGCGCAGGGAGCGAGCGGCUUUGCCGCAAACCGCAAUUCCUUCAGGCGUGCAAGCCGCGCGUCUCUGACGGAUGCCGAGGCAUGGGGCUCCGCUUCGCGCGCACACACGACUGAGUCGCUCGUCGAUGUCGAGGCGCCCCUAUUACCACCUGCGCCGCCUGAGGGCGUGACCAUCACCCCGGGUGCCCCAGCGGAGACACCCCUGCAGACCACAGCUCAGCGCGAAGCCACAGCCGCUUUUGCGCGCAAGGUCCGCAUCGGUAUCAACGCGUCCUGGGUGGUCAACAUCUUGCUGCUCAUCGCCAAAACCGUUGUGUUCGUGAUGUCGGGCUCUUAUGCUGUCCUGGCAUCGGCGGUGGACUCUCUGGUGGACCUGCUAAGUCAGGUGGUGCUGGCGGUGGCAGAGUACCAGGCGGCAACCUAUGACCGGCGCUUCCCCAUCGGCCGCACCCGCAUGGCUGAGCUGUCGGUGCUGGCGUGUGCCGCCAUCAUGUUCGUGUCCACGUCACUGGUCAUUCGGGAGUCCAUUGGCGCACUGUGGGACGGCUUCCACGGCGAGAUCCCGCCGCUUGACGUUGGCAUGACGCUCUUUGCGGUGCUGGGCAGUGCCACAGCGGGCAAGAUGGCGCUGUACAUAUACUGCGUGGCGCUGAGGAAGAACCCCAUCAUGGUGGCUCUGUCAGAGGAUCACCUCAACGACGUGCAAUCCAACCUGGCCGCCAUCUUGGGCGCAGCCGUGGCGUCCAACCUGCCCAAGUACUGGUAUGUGGACCCCAUUGUAGCGCUCAUCUUUUCGGUAAUCAUCAUCAAAAGCUGGAUGGGCAUUUGCUGGGAGCAGGGCCAGAAGAUGGUGGGGCUAGGCGCCCCUGAUGAGCUGAUCGAGGAAGUAAACACCGUGACCCAAGAGCAUCAUGUGGCCAUGCAGCUGGACCGCGUGACUGCCUACCACCACGGCUCCAACAUGGUCGUGGAGGUGGAGGUGCUGCUGCCGGCCGACAUGAGUGUGCGGGAGUCGCACGACAUCGCUCUGGCCCUACAACACAAGAUUGAGGCUCUUGACACUGUGGAGCGGGCGUACGUGCACGUGGACUAUGAGCGCCGCAGCCUGGAGGAACACAAGGUGGAGCGCAACCUCAAGCUGGGUGUGCGCGACGUGAUGAAGCCACUGCCGGAGGCCCUGGAGCGACUGGGCAGCGCGGGAGGCAGCGGGCUCGUCUCCCCUUUGCCCAGCAGCAGCGCAGCCGUGGCAGGCGGCAACGGCGGUCCGCGGGGCAGCAACGGCGGCUCCUCCGCCGCCCUGCAUCCCACCCGCAGCGGCAACGCCGACGCCUUAGGGCCACCGUGGACAACGUCUGCAGGCCAGUCGGGCGGGAUAUUAACCGCCACCUCAUCUGGGUCUUUCAGCGGCAAGGCGGCGGCGGACGCUGCGGCGGCGGCAGUGUCUGACGGGCUCGGCGGCGGCGUGACGGCAGCGGUUCCGGCAGCAUCAGCGCCGACGCCUGAGGCAGGCACGACAGCAGGAGCCGGCGCGGCGCAAGCAGACGCCGCUGACAGCGGGCGCGACACGGCGCCGCAGGUGGCACCUGCGUCAACUGGCGCAGCGCAUGGCGGUGGCGGUGGAAGGAAGAAGAAGAAGUAGCCCGUUUGCAGCCCAGUUGUUAGCUCUGUCACGCAUGGACAGUCGUGAAGGGCACCGCGCGAUAGGGGCUGCCUUCAAUUCGCGCGCAGUGCCCCUUCGGGAACAAGGUGCUGGGACCCGAGAAAGUGGCAGAGCUCCGUGUUGCAAGAGCUGCGAAAAGUUGGGAGGGGUGCGCGCGCGUUAAUGCGAGUUCGUAUACCGUAUAUAUACAAGCAGCAAGGCAUGAAGGUUGCGCCGAGGACAAGAGGGUGCUGACGUAUGCUGUGAUGUGCCGACUACCGUGUCCGCCGUCGGGUUCCCCCCUGCCAGUCAUACGCCAGGUGAAUCAGGUUAUGCUAGUAGCACGAGGCAAUAGCAGCUUUCCGGGCAUCGAUGUAUUCGAAGAUGGGCGACCGGCUUGGCAAUUGAUGCCCGCACUGUUGAGCGCGCUUUGAAGGAACCCGAUGGUGAACUGACUGGUCAACUUGCUGUCCGCUCCGUGUUUUGUGAAGGUGGGCGCCAGCUGAGAAAGCAUCAACCCCAGAAACUGCACGUUCCUAGUCGGACUGUGUUGUGCUUGAUGGCAAGAAGGGGUGAGCGAGUCAGCGAGAAGUUUGCUGGGUUGCUGGCCCUGCGCGCUUGCAGCUUCGUGCUGGUGCCUCGGUGAGGUUGGCUAGGCUGACAUCCCCUGUGACACACCCUUGUGGUGUGUGGCCCUGCCGUCCAUCCUGUCUCAGUGCAUCGAGAAGUUUCGUGCCCCCAGGCAGCCGCCGAGGAGGGACAGCAUGCGGAAUCGCUGCGGCGCUGCCCCCCUCCCGCAGCUCGCUUCCGGCAAGCGCCUUGCGCUGACUCUC